Molecule: messenger RNA, 3882 nt
Organism: Zygosaccharomyces rouxii
Lineage: Eukaryota; Fungi; Ascomycota; Saccharomycetes; Saccharomycetales; Saccharomycetaceae
Gene: KEL2
Product: Kel2p
Exons: 1
Coding region: 1-3882 (1293 amino acids)
Molecular function (GO): protein binding
Source: RefSeq, a predicted model, not a curated record
AUGGCUCCUUUCAAAUUUGCCAAAAAAUUGACAAAGGAUAAGAAACCUAAUAAUUCCAAUCCCACCUCUAAUCACGUCCAGGGGACUCCACCUAAAGCACCUAGAGCAUCUCAAUCAAGUCAAAAUGAUGGCAGCACUGGUUCACAGAGUACUCAUAAUGGAUCUAGUGGAUCUCAUGAUCAAAAUCAACACCAGUUUCAUAUGCAGAAUUCGCCAAAUAUGAAAGGUCAAUUGAACAAUCCAUUACCUCCACCACCUCCACAAAAUCAGCAACAUGGUCUACAACAGUCUCAUCAACAGCAACAGCCGCUACAUCAUAUGUCCAAUCCUCAAUCUCGCGUGUUUCCUUCACCUGCCCAACAACGUAACGUAUCAGGAGCAUCUACUUCAUUACCACAACAUCAGAAGGAAUAUACACCUUGGAAUAGAGUUAAAUUACAGAAUUCACCUUUCCCACGCUAUAGACACGUUGCGUCUUCCAAUUGUUCAGAGGAUAACAGCCUUUAUGUAAUUGGGGGUUUACAUGAUCAAAGUGUUUAUGGUGAUACUUGGAUAAUAUCUACAAAUGACAAUGGAACUCAAUUCCAGUCCAAGACCGUGGAGAUUAGUGAAACCACUCCCCCACCUCGUGUAGGACAUGCUGCCACUCUGUGUGGGAAUGCAUUCGUGUUAUUUGGUGGUGAUACUCAUAAAGUCAAUAGUGAAGGUCUUAUGGAUGACGAUCUUUACCUUUUCAAUGUAAAUUCCUACAAAUGGACUAUUCCACAUCCAAUUGGUCCACGCCCCUUGGGUCGUUAUGGUCACAAAAUUUCCAUUAUGGCAGCCAAUCAAAUGAAGACGAAACUGUAUUUAUUUGGUGGUCAAUUCGAUGACACUUAUUUCAACGAUUUAGCAGUUUUCGAUUUAUCCUCAUUUAGGAGACCUGAUUCUCAUUGGGAAUUCUUAAAACCAACAACUUUUUCACCACCACCACUAACUAAUCACACGAUGAUUUCAUAUGAUAAUCACCUUUGGGUUUUUGGUGGUGAUACAUUACAAGGUUUAAUCAACCAAGUUUUCAAAUAUGAUGUUGCUAAUAAUGAUUGGUCCAUUGCAGAGACGACUGGUACUAAACCACCUCCAAUGCAAGAGCAUGCUGCCGUUGUCUACAAACAUGUAAUGGUUGUCGUGGGUGGUAAAGAUGAACAUGACACUUAUCUGAAUAGUGUUUAUUUCCUCAAUUUAAAGACUCACGAAUGGUUUAAGCUCCCUACUUUCAAGGCUGGCAUUCCUCAGGGUCGCUCUGGCCAUUCUUUAACUCUUUUAAACAACGACAAGUUGCUAAUUAUGGGUGGUGACAAGUUUGAUUAUGCACGUCCAGGAGAAUAUGAUUUAAACACUUCAACUACUGAUAUGGGUAAGGGUACCUUAUUAUACACUUUGGACUUAUCUCGUAUUGAAGAAAUAUGUCCUGGUGUAUUGAAAACAACUGAAAGACAGGCUGCUACUUUUGUACCUGUAACUCCACCAAUUAAUCCUCAACAACAAGCUAAAUUAUCACAACCUCCACAACCAAACAUUUUAACUCCUUACUUACAAGAGGGACAACUGACUCCAAAUGAUAAUAGAGUACCAUCACAACCAAAACAGUUGACUCCAAGUAAAGUACCCCAUGCACCUUUUGAUAAUGAGGCCCGUGAAAGGUUCAAUCAAUUUUCCAACCCACCACACCAAUAUUCACAACAACAACCUCCAUUUCAUCAACCAGUACCAAGACAGACACCACAAUCACACCAACAACAAUUCGCAGGCUCUAGUCAAUUUACACCUCAACGGAACUCUCCUCAAUACACACCUCAACAGCAACCGCACGGUCAACCACAACAUCCAUAUUAUAAAAAGGGCCAUGCGCGCCAACCAUCAGAUCUUAAAAAACCAGUUUCACCAAUUCCAGAAUUAGAACGUACAAAAUCCAAUAACAAUGAGGAUGGUCCCAGAGUUGCUUCUAUGGGUAGUGGACCUAGUGGACCUAGUGGACUCGGCGGACCUAGUGGACUCGGCGGACCUAGUGGACUCGGCGGGCCUAGUGGACACGGAGGACCUGGUGGAACUGGUGCACCCAGCGGACCUAGUGGACUCAACGGACCUACUGGCUUUGAUGGACCUGUUGGUAUUAAGGGACCUUCUGGCUCUGAUGGACCUGCUGACAUUGAGAAGCCUGCUAACAUUGAGAAGCCUGCUAACAUUGAGAAGCCUGCUAACAUUGAGAAGCCUGCUAACAUUGAGAAGCCUGCUGACAUUGAGAAGCCUGCUAACACUGAGAAGCCUGCUAACACUGAGAAGCCUGCUGACAUUGAGAGGCCUGCUGACACUGAGAGAUCUGCUGACAUCGAGAGAUCUGCUGACAUCGAGAGAUCUAUUGAUACUAAUGGAACUCAAGAAAACAAAAGCAGACCUGAUAGCAUGGCAGGAGAGGUUGGUAUUGCCACGGUUGCAAGCUCUCCCUUGAAGGGCGAUGUUAAAUUGGAAAAUAGUGAUCAAACUUCUGCAUACUCGUCUCAUGAAAACUAUUAUGAGGACAGGGAACAUUUAUCCUUCAGAGGUACGGAAAAUGGUCUGAGUGAACCUGUAGAGAUAACCAAACGAGACAGUGCAUCCAGCACAACACUUACCAAGGGUGAUAUUACUGCCUCUAAUGGAUCUGGCCAGAAUAAACCGUUCGGUGUGGGUCCACCGCCAGCGAUCCCUAGUACCCAUCCAAUGAAUCCUUCUGGUUCCAGUGCUUCUAAUGCAGCAACUGUUAAUGGUUCCGAUUUCGAUAUGAGCAGAAUGUCAUCAAAGGAAACCGUUAACAAAGAAGUAAUCCACCGUCUACGUUCUCAAUUGGAAGAACUCAGAAUCAUUACCGAGGACAAAGCUCUUCAAGCUAGCGAGCAUAUCAAAGAAUUGGAAGUCGAAGUACAAAGAUUAAGGAAUGAACCUUCAAGAGAUAUCAAAACUGCCGAUUUUAUCAAAUUGCAAUCGCAUUGUGAUGUUAUGGAGGCAAACCAUAAUUUGAUGGAAGAGAGAAUUCAUGAAUUAGAAAAUAUGUUAACUGCCAAAUUCGCUGAUACUGAAGUCUUGAACAAGAUUAUCAGAGUGCAAUCUAGUAAAUUGGACGACUUAGAACAAGAGAUCCCAUUCCAGGAACAAUUGCAAGAAUUACAGACCAGAUACGAUAAUCUAGCUGCUGAAAAUGAAUCCUUGAAAACUAAAUUAGCAGGAUCAGAAACCGAAUUCAGACAGUCUGUUAAACAAUAUUCAUUACAGUUGAACAACUUUAUGGAACAAUGGAGAGAACAUAAUCCUCUCAGGGAGACCGGUGAAUUAGAUGCUGACGGAAGACCCAAACGUGAAUUGGUGCCAGGUGGUAGUUAUCAUGAAGCAGCAAUGCAAAAGUUACAACAGAGACUCGAUGAUCUAUUACAAACAAAUGAAGAAUUAACACAAUCUCGUCACAAAUUAACAGAUGACCACCGUGAGUUGACCACCAAACAUGGUGAAUUAAACGAAAAUCUGGAGGCUCGUCAAAGGGAAUUAGAAGAGAUUCAAAGCAACUACCAAGAAGUAUUGAACUCUGCUAAUAACUCUAGCAAAGCCCUUGAAAUGUCACAGAGUGAAUUGGAUAAAUAUAAACAAAUCAACAAAAAAUUACAAAACGAAUUAGAUGAAUUGAGAUUUGUUCGUGAACCAUCCACCGGCAAUGACUCCGCAAGUAACAUCGGAAUUGCUGGUAACAACCACUACAGCAUGAAAAUCAACGACCUCAAGGCUGAACUGUAUAUUUUCAAACAGGAAAGGGACAAUCUUAAGGACGAAGUGUUGCAAUUAAAGAAAAAACUAUUAAGCAUGGGUGAGCAAUAA